AUGCAGCUUGACGUUCCCAGUUUCAGCUUAGGCAUCUCGUCAGAUGACGAUGAUGCAGGUGACACCCGUCAUCAACAUACGAGCGGGAUUGGUGUGGGUUCUGUACAUAAUGGGAUGCCUCAAACUGCUGAUAAGUCACUCAAUAUAGACGUGCAAAUAGAUGUUGGUCAGUCUGAGCAUGCAGUUGGUGAAGAAAUUGGGUUGCGCGACAAAGGUCAUGUAACUACCGACAUGUCUCCGAGGCCAAAGAGGCGCAUAAAGGCGGCCAGUAUAAUUAAAUCACCUUUUAAGCAGAGGACGAUUGAUGUGACAAAAAAGCUGGACGGGACUGAGAUGAUGGUUGUCAAUUGGAUGCUGAAGAAUGAUGCUUCUGAUGAGUAUGCA
Striga asiatica is the source of this 384-nucleotide messenger RNA. The record is from the annotation of a GenBank genome assembly. Lineage: Eukaryota; Viridiplantae; Streptophyta; Magnoliopsida; Lamiales; Orobanchaceae.